Molecule: messenger RNA, 3840 nt
Organism: Zygotorulaspora mrakii
Lineage: Eukaryota; Fungi; Ascomycota; Saccharomycetes; Saccharomycetales; Saccharomycetaceae
Gene: PSK1
Product: serine/threonine protein kinase PSK1
Exons: 1
Coding region: 1-3840 (1279 amino acids)
Biological process (GO): negative regulation of glycogen biosynthetic process; protein phosphorylation; intracellular signal transduction
Cellular component (GO): nucleus; cytosol; cytoplasm
Molecular function (GO): protein serine/threonine kinase activity; ATP binding
Source: RefSeq, a predicted model, not a curated record
AUGCCGUAUAUAGGAGCUUCAGCUAUUUCACAGUCUUCCUUUAAAAGUCUGAAGGAGCAGCAUUUUGCGAAAGGAGCAAGUCCGUCCAGGAACUCGUCGAAGCAGUCCUCGAUAUGUGAGGAAUCGGAUGCCGAGUCGAUUCGCAGCAAUACACCAGACACGACAGCCGACACUAGUUCGAAUGACACUGGGUAUGACAUACCUCUGGAACAAGGAGUGAGGACAGAGGCAAAAAGGACUCAGUCUGUUAGCCCUACAGUUUCAUGUAGAUCGGAGUGUGAGACUAAUGAGGUUUCGGCUCUACCAAAUGAGUCUACACAUGCGUACUCAUAUAAUCCACUUUCGCCAAACUCUUUGGCUGUGAGACUGAGUAUACUGAAGAGGUCCUUGGAGAUACUGAUAAGAAACCCUAAUAUGUUAGGUGACUCGAAAUAUGAGAGCAAUAGUUUUAAUACUGACAAAGAACAAUGUGAGAUGAAAAAGAAGAAUAGAAAGAAUAAUAAUGCUAAUGUAAUGCAACAGAAAUUCAGUGCACACUCCGCAGCACUUAAUGCGUUUGUUUCAAGUACUACAGCUAGUGCUAAUGCCAGCAGUACUUCUAGUGGUACUGCUAGUGGUAUACAGUCACCAGGUGCGGCAGUUUCAAGAACAGCUAGCUCCAUAAUCCCAUUCAAGGGUGUAGGAGCAAAUGCAACGACACACCUACAUAGACCCUCAUCAUUAGCAUACAUUUCGCAUAACUCAAAAAAUGAGAGAAAAGGGGAGAUAUAUUACAAUAGAAUUAAUGCAUCGAGCUCGAUGGAUGUAAUAAACUCGCAGAGGGCAGAUUUAGAGGGUUUAUUGGAGUUAUUAAAUAAAACGCUGGAAAACAAUACUUCUGAGAGGGCGACUGACCUUCAUAUGAUAUCUUUAUUGAACAUCGAUAAGCUGAUACUCGGCAAAACAGAAUCAAACGGGAGAAGGUCGUCACAAGCGCAACUAAAAGUUUUACAACUCAAGAAAACCUUACUAGAUAGUUUAGCUGAGCCUUUUUUUGAACACUUUAAUUCCCAAGAAGGACAAGGGGCAGAAGAAAUGAAAGAAUUGAACCAUGAAAUUGAUACAAUUCCGGGUUUGAAAUUAGACGCAAAUAAGGUUGCAAUGUCUAGUAUACGACCUCAACAGGAUUACGGCCGUAUUCUGCAUACUUUCACAUCAGGUAAAAAUAUCGCGCCUCAAGCUAUUUUUACCUGUACACAACUUCAUCCAUGGCAAUUCAAAGCUGCUAAUGAUUUGGCUUGCCUGACGUUCGGCAUAUCAAAAGUUGCAUUAAAGGCAUUAACAUUAUUAGAUUUGAUUCAUACUGAUAGUAGAAACUUUGUUCUGAACAAGCUUUUAUCUACAGAAGGCCAAGAACUGGUGUUCACCGGUGAAAUCGUUGCUAUUGUUCAGCCUGGGUCGAAUACAACAAAUUCCAAUUUGAUAUGGGCUUCUUUUUGGGCAAAGCGAAAGAAUGAUUUAUUGGUUUGUAUUUUCCAAAAAGUUCCAUGUGAUUACGUUGAUGUUUUGUUGAAUUUACAGGAUUACUCAGUUGAUAAUAUAUCAGGUGCUAGUGGACUGUUCUGGAGGGACUUAAAAAGAAAAGACGUGCAGAGUACAGAUUCACCAAAGUUUCAAAUCGGUACUGAGACUGAUAGCGAUAGCGAUUUAGAAGAACGUUUUAGCAACUCUUUAACACUAACAGAAAUGAAAAAAUCAAAGUCAACAAAUGAUAUUUCUUCAAAGAAAAAAUCUGUAAAAUUUGCUGAUGAAAUUCAUGAUAUUAAAGAGUUGAGUCAAUCAUUAGGACAGUUGAUAGAGGACAUCAUUGCUGGUAAGGUUUUGUCGGUUGAUGAUGACCUUUUACCGGUACCCAUUAGAGUGGCUAAUCAUAUCAACUUUGUUAGAUACUUCACUUUGAAUGACGCAUCGAAUAAUAUUCCUUGUGCUGUGUCGUGCUCAAUAUUAGAAAAUGAACUCAAAUUGAAAAUUCACAGUUUACCAUAUCAAGCAGGUCUUUUUGUACUUGAUUCUCAUACUUUUCAACUAAUUAGUUGCAACAAAUCAGUAUUAAAGAAUAUGUUCGGUCAUCACUUUUCAGAGUUAGCAGGAAAGGAUAUUUCUGAAAUAAUUCCAUCCUUUAAAACAUUGAGUGAUUAUGUUAAUGCUUCUUAUCCUGCAUUGAAUAUCACACUUCACAGAAAUAUCGGGUUGGUUUUAACAGAACACUUCUUUAGAAAAAUUCAAGCUGAGAUGACGGAUGAAGUUGAAGAUUUUUAUACUUCAAUUGGCAUAAAUGCACUUCAUAGGGACGGUCGCAUAAUAAAAAUUGAUUUUCAAUUACGCGUGAUGAGUUCUAGCGUGAUUCUUUUAUGGGUCACGCAUUCAAGAGAUGUUGUGCUGAGAGAUUAUUCUUCCACUCCAUCACAAUUGCACAUGUUGAAAGAAAACGACCUGGCAUAUGUAAGCAGUGGCAACAGCUCGGAAACAUCAUCUAAGCGUUCUUCUUCAAAGAUAUCUAUUGAUAGAUUGAAGGAUUUAGCAUCCACUGGUAUUGAAACAUCAACCAGUGCCGAUUUUAUGAAACGCAAUAUGACGUCCUCUUCAAGCUCCUCCACACUUGAUUGGAACCUUUCUCCUGUGGAGAAAGUCAAACAAAAAGAAGAAGCCAAAAAAACCCAAGAAGAAACGGGUGAAAAGGAGGAGGAGGAGGAAGAAGAGCCUCCAUCUAUUCAAGUUGGUGAUCCGGAGCUACAAAGGAAGUUGGAUUUGGCUAGAAUCUAUACCAGAAACAAAUCCGAAUUUGUUAAAGAAGGCAAUUUCAAAUUAGAUGAAGAGCUAAUAAAGAGCAUAACAUCCACUCCUCAGGGUACAGAUUCCAACCUAUCACUCAACAAGAUGGUAAGUGACGGGCAAACCUCUCCCUCAGAAAAUAAAAAUUCUUCGAGAACGGAGGAUUCAGAACCGGUACCACUUUUCUUAACUACUCCCGAAGCUAAUAUAGGAGCUCAAAAACAUAUCAAGAAAUUUUCAGAUUUCCUAAUCUUACAGAAAAUGGGCGAGGGUGCAUAUGGCAAAGUGAACUUGUGUCUUCAUAGAAGGGAAAAAUAUAUCGUUGUGAUAAAGAUGAUUUUCAAAGAAAGAAUUUUGGUCGAUACUUGGGUCAGGGAUAGGAAAUUAGGUACGAUCCCAUCUGAGAUUCAAAUAAUGGCUGCAUUGAAUAAAAAUCCGGAUGAAAAUAUUUUACGUUUACUGGAUUUCUUUGAGGACGACGAUUACUACUAUAUCGAAACACCGGUGCAUGGUGAAACAGGUUGCAUUGAUCUUUUCGACCUAAUUGAACUCAAAACUAAUAUAACUGAAUUGGAAGUUAAACUAAUUUUCAAGCAAGUUGUGUCUAGUGUCAAACAUUUGCAUGAUCAGGGAAUAGUUCACAGAGAUAUCAAGGAUGAGAAUGUAAUUGUGGAUUCUAAGGGUUUUGUCAAGUUAAUCGAUUUUGGCUCUGCUGCUUACGUUAAAAGUGGACCAUUUGACGUCUUCGUUGGCACAAUUGAUUAUGCCGCCCCCGAGGUCCUAGGCGGUGAACCAUAUGAAGGAAAGCCUCAGGACAUCUGGGCGAUUGGUGUUUUGUUGUAUACUAUUGUUUUCAAAGAGAAUCCAUUUUAUAAUAUCGAUGAAAUUCUGGAAGGCACUCCCAAAUUUGAUAGUAAUAUUGACGAAAGUGAAGAGUGUAUUGAUUUGAUCAAAAGAAUACUGAACAAGUGUCCACCAAAACGACCUUCCAUUGAUGAAAUAUAUAAUGAUAAAUGGCUACAGUUUUAA